GCUAUGGCUCUCCUGCGAUUCCUGAUCGCGGCGUGGCUGCUGCUGGCCUCAAUCGUCUCGGCCCAAACCACCCAAGCCGCCAUGAGCAUUGCUGGCUCCGGUGCCAGUUUCCCCGGCUCGCUCUACAUCCAGCUCGCCCAGGAUUUCACCAACGCCCAGACCCAGGUUCAGGUGACGUACUCACCCACCAGCUCCGGCAACGGCCGCCGUGAUCUCGUCAACACCACCCUGUACCAGUUCAUCGGCUCCGACAACAUUCCUGCGGUCUCCUUCCCGUCAUCGUACACCAAGUCCCAGACAGCCCUGCUGCCCUUCCCCGCCGUCUUUGGUGGCAUCGCCGUCGUCUACAACCUCAACGGUCUCACGAACACGCCGCUGGUCCUGACCCGCAAGAACAUUGCCGACAUCUUCUCGGGCGCUGUCCAGAUGUGGAACGACGCCUCGCUCACCGGCCAGAACCCCGCUCUGUCCGCCGUCAACCAGCGCAUCCAGCUAGUCGUCCGCGGUGGCUCCUCCGGAACAACAUCCAACUUCCUGACCGCCGUCAAUAAGUUUGCCGGCACCCAGCUCUUUGACUCCACCGCCACCAACGGCACCUUCCCGACCCUCGCCACCCUCAACGGGACCAAUGCGCCCUACAAAGCCAACACCAACGCCGACAUGGGCGUCAUCGUCGGCACCGUCGAGUACACCAUGGCGUACAUGGACUAUUCCGAUGCCAUCCUCGCCCAGAACUUGUCCUCGUCCAUCCAGAUCGCCAGCAUCGUCAACAAGGCUGGCCAAACCAUCACCCCGAGCCUCGCCAACUUUGUCAGCACCAUCUCCAAGGUCGCCAUCGACAUCGAUCCCUCCGGCUCGCUUGUCUCCAUGUCCAGCGUCAUCAACAAUGCCAUCAUGGACCUUAGCGACCCCGGCUCGUACCCGAUGAUGGCGGCCUCCUACUACAUGGUCCGGGCCGACUCGGCCCCGUACGGCGUUAGCAUCGAUCUCAUGCGCGCCACCAUGCGCUAUCUGUGGUGGACGCUCUUCAACGGCACCGAAACCGAUGCCGCCGCCGUCAGCACCAACGCGGCUUCCACCACUUCCUUCUCUCGCUUCCAGCAGCUCAACUUUAUCCACAUCCCAAUCGGUGUCCAGCAGGUCUCCUACAGCAUCAUGAAAACCGUCACCCACAAUGGUGUCAAUCUCUUCGACAGCAACUCUGUCUGCAACCCAAGCUUUGAUGCCAACGGCAACUAUCUGCGCCCCAACUCGUGCCAGAACGGUGGCACCUGCCUCACCAACGGCCCCUUCCAGGACAGCAGCUCGGCCGUGUGUAUCUGUCCCGUCGGCUUUGUCAACAGCCGCUUCAAGGACUGUUCCGAGCCCGCCACCUUCUUCUCGCUGCCCUCCGAUGACGGCUUCAAAUUCAACUUGAUUGCCCUUAUCCUGAUGGCCAUUGCCACGGUCUUUAUCCUCGUCAUCACCGCGCUGAUGGUCAUCUACCGCGACCGACCCAAGAUUCGUGCCAUUGCCCCGAGCUGCUGCUGGCUCAUCCUUGCUGGCUGCUUGCUGGGCGUCUUUGGCGGCUUUGUCUACACCGUUGUCCCUCAGGAUCCCGUUUGCCGUCUCCGCCCGUUCCUGCCAACCAUCGGCUUUGCCCUGGUCUUUGGCAUGCUGCUGCUCAAGACCUACCGCAUCUACACGAUCUUUGGGUACAAGCGUGUGACCGCCACGAUCAUCAUCCCGAACUGGAAGCUCAUCACCAUCACCUUUGGCCUCGCUGCCGUCCAGGCCGUCAUCUGCAUCAUCUGGGUCUUUGUCGUGCAGCCCACGGCCGUGCCGCUUUCCUUCGGCACCCAGGUCCUCAUCACCUGCCAGCCCUCGGCCAACAUGGUGAUUGCCGAUCGCUGGUUCCAGGCCAUCGUCUUUGUCUUCAACGGCAUCAUCCUGGUCGGCUGCUUGAUUCUGGCCCUGCAGACCCGCGGUGCCCACGAGCGCUUCCAGGAAUCCAAGGCCAUCUCGCUCAGCGUCUACACCGUCUCGAUCACGCUGCUCUUUGGUCUCCCGAUCAUCUACGGACUGCCCUCGGGCACGGACGCCACGCUCUUCAAGAUCGCCAACUUUAUUCGAACCAUGAUCAUGAUCAUCAUCUCGAUCGGCAUCCCGUCGUUCCUGUACGUGCCCCGUCUCUACCAGACCAUGUUCCGCACUGGAAACGGCAGCGACAUGCGCGGCCAGAACGGCAUCCUGGGCGCCGAUCCUGACUCGGGCAGCUUCUCGGGCGAUGACGGUGCUUCGCGCCGCUCGAUGGAGUCCUGGUCCGUCCAGGCCAUCACGUUCGAUGUUGGUGUCCAGGGCAUGAAGGUCGGUGGCGCUUGGACCUCGGCCUCGCUCGUGGUGCUGCCUGAGAUGGACUUGCUCGUCUUCCUGGACUCGAUCCAGAGCGGCAAGACCCUGGUUUCGUUCAAGAUCUCGUCGACCGACUGCCAGCGUAUGCUCCCGAACGGCAGCGUCUCGCGUGCAACCGACAUCAGCACCAAGCGCAUUGCCCUGACUGCCCCGCAGCUCAAGAAGGCCUAUCACAUUGAGUUUGUGAACGAGUCCCGUGCGGUCGCCUUCUUGAACGUUAUGGAGCUCGUCCAGUCGCGGUCGCAGUCCCACAACUCGGCCGUGCCCAUUGGCCAGAUCAGCAAUGUCGGUGCCUACAUCGACACUCGCAAGAACAUUGCCUCCAGUCUGCAGCAGCUGACGCCCAACCUCAACGGCAGCCCUCGCUCGUCUCCACGGGCCCUCGGCGCCACCCGAGCCAACGCCGCCGACGCAUCCAUUCCCAUGAUCUCCCUAGGUCCCUCCUCGGCUGCAUCGAAACCUGUCUCUGCUGCUGGCUCGGCCACUGCCCUGAACGCGCGGCUACCCAUGAAUCCUCAAAUGGCCUUCUCCAGCGGCGCCGCGCCGCCUCCGCCGCCGUCUGCGAACAAGCCCGACCACAUGCCGAUUGUGGUGCCCUUCACAAACGCCAAGGGCCCAGAGGAUGACUGGCUCGAGCUCAAGCCCUAAUCGAUGAAGAGGGAACACGGAGAAUCUUGGCCUUGCUGUGCCUGCGCCAUCUCGAGCUCUUGGUGCCAGGAAUGCUGCCGCUGCCGCUGCUGCUGCUUCACAUCACCCUUAGUCUGCUUCGACUGCUUCAACCACACGUGCUAUGUUUGCACCUCGGCUGUUCGGUCAUAUCCCCCCAUCUCCAACGCACACUUCCGUCCACACCUCGCAGCUUGGUCAAAGAUUCACCGUUGCCCAAGCUCUAUCGUGUAGCCCCUUUCCGAUACUUGUCUUUACUCACUCCCACUAUUACUCUUAUUUCGUG
Molecule: messenger RNA, 3343 nt
Organism: Polychytrium aggregatum
Lineage: Eukaryota; Fungi; Chytridiomycota; Chytridiomycetes; Polychytriales
Exons: 2
Coding region: 4-3039 (1011 amino acids)
Biological process (GO): G protein-coupled receptor signaling pathway
Cellular component (GO): membrane
Molecular function (GO): G protein-coupled receptor activity
Source: RefSeq, a predicted model, not a curated record